This is a messenger RNA of Fraxinus pennsylvanica, 2589 nucleotides long. The record is from the annotation of a GenBank genome assembly. NCBI's taxonomy places the organism in Eukaryota, Viridiplantae, Streptophyta, Magnoliopsida, Lamiales, Oleaceae.
AUGGAGAAAAAUGGGGAAGAGGGUUGGAGGGCGAUGGUGAGGAAGAUGCUUCCUCCGGGGGCUCCCAUUCCGGAAGAUGAUAACUUGGAUUACUCCAUUGCUCUGGAGUAUAAGGGCCCCCCAGUUUCCUAUGAGGUUCCGCGAGUAGAACCUUUUGACAUGAAUUUGGAUGGGAUUCCGACUGCUGAACCCCUUUCAGAAUCUAGAAGACCAUUUGCCCGUGAUGCAGCUCCUGUAAUAGAACCAAUUCGUUUGCCAGUGUCUCGGAUUGCAAGUGUCACAAGUCCACCUAAUCAAAGUCCUAGGAUAUCAGGAAGUUCGGAGUCUGUGGUAUCCGUCUUACAAAACCCCGAAUCUUCUUCACAUUCCCAUUCAGCUUCCCCAGGUUCUGUGCACAGUAGAUGUAAUAAUGCUCCAAAAGAGCCUCCCGGUGAAGGAAAGAGAGCCACAGUGGUCACCUUUAAUACUGUCGAUAGAUCCGAAAGAAGAGUGGCUGAUGUGGAGAAACAAUUGCUUCCUGAGUUUGUAGGUGUGAUGAAAGAGAAAAAGAAGAGGAAGAAAACGAGAGUCUGUUAUAGAUGUAGAAAAGGGAAGUGGGAAACCAAGGAAUCCUGCCUAGUUUGUAAUGCCAAGUAUUGCAGCAAUUGUGUGCUAAGAGCAAUGGGUUCCAUGCCAGAAGGGCGCAAAUGUGUUACCUGUAUUGGCGAGCCAAUUGAUGAGUCAAAUCGAUUCAAAUUGGGGAAACAUUCAAGAUUGUUGUCACGUUUACUUAGUCCAUUAGAAGUCAAACACAUAAUGAAAACUGAAAAGGAAUGUUCUGCUAAUCAGCUACGGCCAGAGCAGUUAAUUGUGAAUGGAUAUCCUUUAAAGCCAGAAGAGAUGGCAGAACUUUUUGGAUGCCCUUCGCCCCCAAGGAAAUUGAAGCCAGGAAGGUAUUGGUACGACAAGGAAUCAGGUCUCUGGGGAAAGGAGGGGGAGAAACCAGAUAGAAUUAUAAGCUCAAACUUAAACUUCACCGGGAAACUUAAUUCCAAUGCAAGCAAUGGCAAUACUGAGGUUUACAUGAAUGGUCGAGAAAUCACAAAACUUGAACUGAGAGUACUGAAGCUUGCAAAUGUGCAGUGUCCACGUGAUACUCAUUUCUGGGUGUAUGAUGAUGGUCGUUAUGAGGAGGAAGGUCAAAAUAAUAUCAGAGGCAAUAUCUGGGAAAAGGCAUCAACACGAUUUGUCUGCUCCUUGUUCUCCUUGCCUGUGCCCCAAGGUCAACCUCAUGGACAAACUGAUGAGGCCAGCAAUUAUACUGCAGUACCGAAUUAUCUAGAGCAGAAGAAAUUUCAGAAGCUCCUUCUAGUUGGACUUCAAGGUUCUGGAACCAGUACCAUUUUCAAACAGGCCAAAAUCUUGUACGGCAAUAAGUUUACCACCCAAGAACUGGAGGAUAUUAAACUUAUGAUUCAAAGCAACAUGUACAAGUAUCUCAGCAUUAUACUUGAUGCGCGAGAACGCUUUGAGGAGGAGUCCAUUUCGAAGACAAAGGCAGAACGGCCUCAUGAAAAUAUCUCUGAAACAGGUCAAGAGGUUAACCUCGAUGAAAGUAAUCAGAGUGUAUAUUCCCUCAAUACAAAAUUGAAGCAUUUCUCAGAUUGGCUCCUGGAUAUUAUAGCCACUGGAGAUUUGGAUGCAUUCUUUCCUGCAGCAACUCGCGAAUACGCUCCACUAGUUGAAGAAGUGUGGAGAGAUCCUGCUAUACAAGCGACGUAUAGGAGAAAAGAUGAGCUGCACUUCCUACCAGAUGUGGCAGAAUACUUUCUCAGCAGGGCAGUUGAGAUAUCAAGCAAUGAUUAUGAACCUUCAGAACGUGACAUAUUAUAUGCUGAAGGGGUCACACAAGGGAACGGUUUGGCUUUUAUGGAGUUCUGCCUGGAUGAUCAUAGCCCAAUGUCUGAAACCUACACAGACAAUUUAGAACCUGCUCCCCCACCUAUGACAAGGUAUCAACUUAUUCGAGUAAAUGCCAAGGGUAUGAAUAAAGGUUGCAAGUGGGUCGAGAUGUUUGAAGAUGUUCGUGUAGUUGUCUUCUGUGUUGCCUUGAGUGAUUAUGAUCAAUCAUGGCUUUCUGUAGAGAACAAUGGUAGUGGUGUGCUGCUUCAAAACAAGAUGAUCCAAAGUAAAGAGCUAUUUGAAACAAUGAUCAGACACCCGUGUUUCAAAGAUACUCCUUUCGUGUUGAUUCUGAACAAGUACGAUCUCUUUGAAGCGAAGGUCAGCCGUGUUCCUUUGAGCACUUGUGAAUGGUUCACUGAUUUUAGUCCUGUUCGACCCCACAACAACAACCAAUCCAUCGCACACCAAGCUUACUACUAUGUAGCUAUGAAGUUUAAGGACCUCUAUACAUCCCUUACGGGUCGAAAGCUCUUUGUUUGGCAAACUAAGGCAAGAGAUCGAGCCACUGUUGACGAAGCAUUCAAGUACACAAGGGAAGUUAUCAAGUGGGAUGAAGAGAAAGACGAGAACUAUUACGCUGGCCAAGGGGACUCGUUUUAUAGUACUACAGAAGUGAGUUCCUCGCCAUUUAUACCGCAAGAGUAA